Messenger RNA from Salvia hispanica, 711 nucleotides. The record is from RefSeq and is a predicted model, not a curated record. NCBI's taxonomy places the organism in Eukaryota, Viridiplantae, Streptophyta, Magnoliopsida, Lamiales, Lamiaceae.
AUGAGGUUUGUUGGGGAGUUCUCUUGGAGGUAUAUAAACGCAAAACAUGUUCUCAUUCAAUUUAACCUUCUUGCGGAUUAUGCCAAGCUUUUGAGCGGUCCUAACGGUGUGCUAGUGUGGUUUAUUGAUCGCCAUCCCAUGAGAGUUUUUAAGUGGACACCGGAGUUUGAUCCCUUCUUUGAGUCUCCCAUAGCGGCUAUGUGGUGCAAUCUGGUGGGGCUACCGAUUCAUCUUUUUGAGAAGUCGGCCUUAUUUGUUAUUGGAAGCUUGUUGGGGGAUCCUAUUCAAGUGGAUCAUGCUACCAUCUCUCAAACCAGGCUUUCUUUUGCUAGAUUAUGCAUUCAGAUAGACAUCUCUAAGACUCCGAUGGAGGAAAUAAUUUUAGUUCUUCAAGGAAGAGAAGUUAGGCAAGCUGUGAAAUGGGACCGUAUACCGUUGUAUUGUCAUGAUUGCAAGCAUGUAGGACAUACCAGUGAUGUCUGCUAUGCGAAUGGUCAGAGACCGAGGCCAAUGAAGAGAGAGUUCCAACACUUUGCUGAGAAGAACAGGGAGAAGGAGGAUGGAAUUUUAGGGAAGGAAAUGGGUGUUGAGGAAGGGAGUGUUGCUGGAAGAGAGCGAGCUUUUGUUCCAGAUGCGUCUCAGGUUGUUUUACCUGGCGUCCUAAGUGGCAAGGAGGGAGCUGUUGAGGUGCAGAUCGGUUCAGAUGGGUAG